GAGAGAGAGAUGCCGUCCAACAAGUCAGUGUCGGACGCCCCCAUCACCCAGUUCAUCAACUGCAGAAUCCUGAGAGAACACAAGCUGCAGAGAGAGGACCUGUGGGUGCGUGGAGGGAGGAUUUUGGAUCCAGAGAAGUUGUUCUUCGAUGAGCAGGGUUACGCUGAUGAGUGUGUGGACUGUGAAGGCAGCAUCAUCGCCCCGGGCUUCAUAGACGUCCAGAUCAACGGAGGAUACGGCGUCGACUUCUCUCAGGCGUCUGAUGAUGUCGGCCGCGGCGUUUCUAUCGUGGCUAAAAAGAUCCUGGAGCACGGCGUGACGUCCUUCUGCCCGACGCUGGUCACCUCCCCCCCCGCCGUCUACCACAAGGUUUUACCUCAGGUCAAAGUUCACAACGGAGGACGACAUGGAGCGGGAGUUCUCGGUUUCCACCUGGAGGGCCCGUUCAUCAGCGAGGAGAAGAAGGGAGCGCACCCGGAGCAGUUCCUCCGCAGCUUCCAGUCCGGAGGGAUCAAAGACCUGAAGGAGACCUAUGGCGGCCUGGACGACGUUGCCAUGGUAACACUGGCCCCUGAGCUGGCCGGCAGCGAAUCGGUGGUGAGGGCGCUCUGCCAGAGGGGCGUCACCGUGUCGUUAGGUCACUCAGUGGCCAACCUGUCUCAGGCUGAGGACGCCGUGAGCAGCGGAGCCUCGUUCAUCACUCAUCUCUUCAACGCCAUGUUGCCUUUCCACCAUCGGGACCCGGGGAUCGUGGGUCUGCUGACCAGCGACCAGGUGCCGGCGGGCAGGACCGUGUUCUACGGGAUGAUCGCUGACGGGAUCCACACCAACCCGGCUGCUCUGCGGAUCGCCCACCGAGCCCACCCCUCAGGUCUGGUGCUGGUGACGGAUGCGAUCGCAGCGAUGGGUCUCCCCCCCGGGAGUCACACUCUGGGCCAGCAGGUCAUCGAGAUCCAGGGUCUUCACGCUUACGUGGCAGGCACGAAGACGCUGAGCGGCAGCAUCGCCACCAUGGACAUGUGUGUGCGACACUUCAAACAGGCCUCAGGCUGCAGUGUAGAAGAAGCUCUGGAAGCUGCUUCUCUUCACCCAGCUCAGCUCCUGGGCCUCAGCCACAGGAAAGGAAACCUGGACUACGGCUCGGACGCAGACCUCGCUCUGCUCGACGAUGACCUCAACGUUAAAGCCACGUAUAUUUCUGGAGAUGAGGUUUGGAGAAGAGAUCCGUAGGAGAAGCGUCUGAUGGAACCUGGCCUGACAGCUGGUGCCUUCAGGGGGCGCUGUUGCGAAGCCAUGACUUGAUUCAUCAGAUCCGAACUCUGAGUUUAUCUCUGGUUCAUCCAUCCUCACUUUAAAAGACUGAAGGUAUUUCUAACCACGCCGACCAUGAGACUCUGCUGUCGCGAUGUCAUUUCAACACUUUGGUCACAUGUGGAAAUUCAAGGUUUCCCCGGAGUUUUGAAUCAUUUCAGUUUGACCUCCUAAUAGACAGGCUCGGUGAAGGUAUAGCGCCACCCUCUGGACAAUCUCCAAACCUUCCUUUCAAUCUGUUCUGAGUCUGACUGCGAGUUUUAAGGAGAUGACAUUAAGGGCUUUAUAAAUGAUGAUAUUCUGACUGUAAGAGACAUUGAUUUCAUUCCUCCUGAUACUUUUAUCAUAUUAUUUGAAUCACGCUGCACAGAAACCAGAUAAAUCAACAGUGACUGAGAAGAACCAAUAAGAUUUAGCAGAGGACGACUCGCUGCAGGAAUCUGUGAUCAGGGGCGGCACAUAGACCCGAGGGGCCCCUGGUUUCAUCUGAUUUCAUCUUUAAAAACAUGCUGUGAUUUUUAAACAUGUCAUAUUUUCUAUGUAAAAUGUUAUUCCUGACGUUUGGUUUUCUAAAUAAAUUCUGUCUGGAUUUUACUGGAAAUUCUUCUGAA
This is a messenger RNA of Limanda limanda (common dab), 1922 nucleotides long. It is a transcript of the gene amdhd2, whose product is annotated as amidohydrolase domain containing 2. Gene Ontology annotation, molecular function: N-acetylglucosamine-6-phosphate deacetylase activity. The transcript has 11 exons. Bases 10 to 1230 code for a protein of 406 amino acids. Gene Ontology annotation, biological process: N-acetylglucosamine catabolic process. Lineage: Eukaryota; Metazoa; Chordata; Actinopteri; Pleuronectiformes; Pleuronectidae. The record is from RefSeq and is a predicted model, not a curated record.